AUGGUGCAGCCAGCAAAAUCUGCUAAUACGACAGAACGGAGGGGUUUGAACGCUGAUAACGGCCCUCAGCGAGAUCUUGAUGCUAGAAUGGUCGAGGACCAGAAGAAGAGAGCAUCUCGGGAGCCGGAAGACUCUCCGUCCUACUCCCGAGAGUUCUCCAACUCUGACCUCAAGGCUCAAUCGAAGUAUAAGCCUCUGACACCAGAAGCUGUGAUCACCAGGGAAGAGUUCGACCUGAUGAAGCACAGGUUUGACGAGCAGGUCGAGGCGCUCAAAGUCAGACAUAAGGAAGGUGAGACGCUAAAAGAGUAUGUCACGAGGUUCCAAGAGGAGCAGCUGAAGGUCGCACACUGCUCCGAUGAUUCAGCCAUGUGCUACUUCCUCACCGGCCUGGCCGAUGAGACCCUCACCGUGAAGCUCGGAGAGGAGGCUCCAGCAACCUUCGCCGAAGUUCUGCAAAAGGCGAAGAAAGUCAUCGAUGGACAAGAACUCCUACGAACCAAGACUGGCCGACCUGAGAAGCAGAUCGACCAAAAGAAGCUAAAUCAAGAGAAGAGGAAGGUUGAUUCUAAACCUAAGGACAAGGGAUCGUCCUCUUCUGUCAGCCGAAUCGAUUGCUGGGAACUGAAGCGUCAGAUUGAAGACCUCAUUCAAGAUGGCUACUUCAAAAAGUUCGUGGGUAAACCGAGGUUUAACUCGGUCGAAAAGAAAGAAGAGAGGAAGCGUUCAAGGACGCCGCCUCGACGAGAUGACCGACCUGCGGUCAUUAACACUAUUUUCGGAGGCCCAAGUGGGGGCCAAUCGGGAAAUAAAAGAAAAGAGCUAGUUCGCGAAGCCAGGCGCGAGGUGUUCAUCAUCAGGGAGCAGAGAUCGACCUGCUCCAUUACUUUUGAUGAUACCGACCUGGAAGGGGUCCACUUGCCCCAUAAUGAUGCACUUGUGAUCACCCCUCUGAUCAAUCAUGUCCUGGUUAGAAGAGUAUUGGUAGAUGGAGGUGCAUCUGCAAACAUCUUGUCCCUCCCAACAUAUCUAGCAUUGGGGUGGACCAGGUCACAGUUGAAAAAGAGUCCAACACCCUUGGUUGGAUUCUAUGGAGAAUCGGUCUCCCCAGAAGGGUGUAUUGACCUACCGGUCACGGUCGGACAAGAUGCUACCUAA
Momordica charantia (bitter melon) is the source of this 1158-nucleotide messenger RNA. NCBI's taxonomy places the organism in Eukaryota, Viridiplantae, Streptophyta, Magnoliopsida, Cucurbitales, Cucurbitaceae. The record is from RefSeq and is a predicted model, not a curated record.